Messenger RNA from Schistosoma curassoni, 3021 nucleotides. Lineage: Eukaryota; Metazoa; Platyhelminthes; Trematoda; Strigeidida; Schistosomatidae. The record is from the annotation of a GenBank genome assembly.
AUACAAAUGUCAACGCAGACAAAUCAAGCGCGUAACGUAGUUGGGUUCGAGGUAUCGGAUAUUGGGGGUCUUCGGAGAGUGUUUGCAAAACCAACUUUUAACAGUGAAAAAUUUGCGAAAAAUGUAUCCAAAAAUGGAGAUACGGCUACUAGCAAUAUGCUGGAAAAAGUUAACAUUAUAUCCUCUGAAGCUGCCAGCAAGAUGAAACGUGCAGUUUUUGAAAAUUACAAACUGUUUAUUAAGGCUGGUAAAGCCGCUAGCCAAUUAGAAAAUACAAUGCACCAAAUUCACAACGAAUUUACUGAGAAGCAACGUGUAAUGAAUACUCUUACUGAGCUAUCUUUAUUUAACGAACGUGCUGUGUCCAUAUCACAGGUUGAUGAAAAAACUGAAAACUUACCCUGUAGUGAGCAUUCUGGAAUUUCGGCAACCCAAUUGGCCGAACUGGUAGAGGGAGCUUCCGUUUUGGUCGGGGAUUCAAGUCGUCGUGUUAUAUUUGAUGGGGAUCUGCGCGAAUUAAGUAUGAAUGAUUUCACUUUUGUUUGCAUGGCUCGGGUCUUUGUAUUAACAGAUACUUUGGUUAUUGCAUAUCACAGUCAAUCUGGUUCCUCGUACCCAUAUCGUCUUCAGUCAACGUAUGAUUUGAACAACUUUGCUGUGGCUAAUUUUCCUCCCAUGGAUCGCCUUCAAACUCCAAAUAAUGCGUUUAAAUUAAUAGUUUUUCCUACUAAUCGUCUUUUCCAAACUGAAACACCCAGUGACAAGAAACGUUGGUUAACAUUACUGGAUGAAGCGAUGCGUAAAUAUCGAAAUACUAAUUCGUAUGUUGCAUCAAAUUUAAAAUCCGAUUCCCAUAUUACUACAAAUUCUUAUGACGUUUUGGAUCACAAUUCUAUGAAGUUGAGUAUGUUACCUCCAAAGGUAUCUGCUGAAGCUGUUGUUGCUGGUCAUAAAGCUUUGUCUUCCACUUUACCUGAUUGUGUAGACCUCUUAACACCUAUCGAUAAAUUGGACUUGUCUGCUAAAAAAAAUCCUUUUGAUGAUUCCCAUGAAACUGUUAAAUCUCCCAUGGCAAAAGUUGGAAGUCAUAAAUCUCGACAUAAUUGGUUAUGGGAUGUACCAGAAGAUUUAGAUGUAGCAAUUUCUGAACGAAAUUUUCAACGUGCUACUAAUUUAAUUGUAAAAGCUAAAGAAUCAUUAAAUCAAAUACUGACUGGUGAUAUAUCAAAACCAUCUAUGGAUACAAAUAUACAGUCAUCUAAUUCUAGUACACCAGGUCAAAUAUCUGAUACUGUUGAUCAUAGAUCUAAAACAGAUUGGGAGAAAUUAUCUAAGCGUAUUGAACGUAACGAACGAAAUCUUACAGAAUCUUUGCAAUAUGAAUUAGUAUCAGCAGCUUGUAGACAUGGCGCUCCUAAAUCCGUGAAAGCAGCUGUUUCUCAAUUAGGUUUACUUGGUAAAGCAUCUCUUGCAGCUGAAUUAUUUCUAGUUUAUCGUUCACAAGUAAUGACAAAGUCUUUAACACAUGGUGUACAUCAAGAAGGCAAUCAAUUAAUCUAUUUAAAUAAAUUAUCGCUUACUUUCCAUCGUAAUUUAGCUGAAACAGCUGUAGAAUGGUGUCAAAGUGUAGUUAAACCGUUGGGUGAAAUUCUUGCCUCAAAAACUAAUGGUAUAUCACCGCAACAAUUUGAAAAUAUCUGUUCUUUAAAAUUUUAUAGUUGGACAUUGGAUGAGACUGAGAAAUUCGGUCAACAACUUCGUGUUCUACUGAUCGAUAGUCAUGCAGUAUCAUUUUAUUCAAUGGCUUAUGCUGCUCAACGAAUUAAGGCACAUGCUGAUAAGCUUACUGAAUUACUGAGUGUUGAUAUUUCUUCUACUCUCAAUCGAAGCUUAUCACGUGCAUGGAAACGUGCUGCUGAUGAACAGUCACGUUUACUCUGUGAAGCUGUUGAAAAUCGUGCAAAACAAGAAUCUUGGGAAACUUUAUCAAAUCUACCUAAAGGGGAACAAGAUAAAAUCAUUGCAGAUCUAUUGGAAUUUGGAAUACUCAACCAAUAUACCGCAGCUGAUUAUGGUUUAAAAUUAACUAUGAGUACAUAUUACCUUAUUCGGUCUCUACGACAAUUUAUUCAAAGUGUCCAUCUAUUAAAUUGUUCCGAGUUAGAUUUAACUUUAAUAUCGUGUUUCGUACAAACAUUAAAUUCAGAACUUGAUUGUUUUGAACGUGUUUCACCUAUUGAUAUUUCUGAUCCGGCUAGACAAUCUAUCAUUAUAAUCAAUUUAGAAUUUUUAAUCAAGACCAUUGUGCCCAAAUUUGGUAAUAUUUUAAAUUGUUCCGAAAAUUCAACUAUCCAACAACUGGUCUCCAGUUUGAAAACGUCACUUCAAAAUAUUAAAGGUUUAGAAGAGGAAGAAACAGUGGUGGUGACGACGGCGGCGAAAAAAUCGAAUGUUGUUGUUGACGAAGAAGGAGGUGAUGUUAUAUAAACCUUUUUUUCUCGUUGAGCAAGGCAAUGGAAGGGAUUCCUUUCCUCUAUUUUAUUUUCUCUUUUUUUAAUUAAACUCUUAUUUUGGUAUGUUUUAAUAGUUUGACAGCUGUGUCUUGUUUUAUUGAUAUUUUCAAUUUUAUUUAUUUGAAAUAAACAUUUGUUUCUCCAUUGUGAUAAUAAUGAUCAACACUUAAAAUCAUUGUUUUCAAUUUAACCGCUCUGUGUAUUUUUGAUUGAACGUAUUAGAUUACUACCUGGAGCAUGAUGGAAUUAUAUUGACCACUAACUAGUAACCAGCGUCAUAUUUGUUUGGUCUUUCAGUUCUAAUUGAUUUCUAUCAAUCUAGUCGCAAUAUGUCCACUACUCCAAGUAGUUCGGCAUUUUGUGGACUACAUAGAGUUGUUAUUUAGUUGAAAGAAGUUGAUAAGAAAUGCCUGACGUAUGUUUCGUUCUACCUGGCGCCUGUGGACAAGGCUUACUUGUAAUCUUCAAACGACUGAUCUCUACAGGGUUCCAGUUUGUAUUACUCAGC